AUGAAGGAUCGUGAGGAGGAGAAGAGGAAGAAGAAGAAGAAGAAGAAGAAGAAGAAGAAGAAGAAGAAGAAGAAGAAGAAGAAGAAGAAGAAGAAGAAGAAGAAGAAGAAGAAGAAGAAGAAGAAGAAGAAGAAGAAGAAAAAGAAGAAGCAAAAGGAUGUAGUAGUCUGCCAGCAUUAUAAUUAUCAGCUCAACCCUUCUACAGCAUAUCGUUCUUCCUCCAAGCCCCGUUUCAGCUUUCGCUUUCGGCUUUCAGCUGCCCGCACACAGGCUACGCAAACCUCCCAAUUCACCUGA
This is a messenger RNA of Ascochyta rabiei, 297 nucleotides long. RefSeq lists its product as uncharacterized. The record is from RefSeq and is a predicted model, not a curated record. The transcript has a single exon. Lineage: Eukaryota; Fungi; Ascomycota; Dothideomycetes; Pleosporales; Didymellaceae. The coding region runs from base 1 to 297 and encodes 98 amino acids.